AAAUCAAAUCAUGUUAUACCCUCAACGUUUUAGCGAUUUGCAAAUUUUAAUAAUAUUUUGGAAUAUUAUUAAUCAUCUAACUUUUCUGAUUAAUGCUAAUGAUUUAUACAUAAAUGGAAUCAUUGUAAGUCAGUUUAAAAUUGGCUAUCAAUAUAUGUAUAAAUGGAGAAUUAUUCAUCAAAUGGAUAAUUCCUAUAAACUCAUUAAUGAAACUAUUAGAAAUAAUAAAAUAAAUAAUCAAAGUUAUGUUAUAGAAGGAUUAGCAAAGAUUAUCACUGGACCAAAUUGUGAUAUGCGAUUAUCUCUUCAACAAGUAGAAGAAAUUGGAGAAGUUCAAACAACUGGAGAUUUAACUUAUCAUGAAAAAUAUCCAAUAAAAUUUUGUCUCAAUAAUGGCAAACUUUUAUCAUUUGAAUAUUUAUGGGAAGAUGAAAUAUCUUCUGUUAGAAUAAAAAAAGCCUUAUUACUUCAAUUGCAAAUGUCUUCACAAACAUAUGGACAACAAUUUUAUACUGUUGAAAUAGAUCACUUGGGCUCAUGUCAAACAGAAUAUAUUCCUAAAACUAUCAAUUCGCAUUCAGUGACUAUGAUCAAGAAACGAAAUUCAAUGUUUUGUGAUGAUGGAUAUCAACCAUUCUUUAUAACAGAUAAUUCAAAACUAAAUGAUCAACAUUUCAUAAUAAAUAAUCGACCUUUAUAUUUACAAAGUGAUUUAAUAUGUGAAUUGACACAUAAACUAAAUGGACCAAUAAUAAAUGUCAACUGUCAAGAAACUUCAAUUACUCAACAACAAUGGUUUCCAUUAUUUUCUAUAAACACCUUAACUCUUAAUGUAAAUAUGCAAAUAAAUUUUACUGAAGAAACUGAAUAUAAUGGUGAAUUUAUAAAAUUUGAUGGAAUAUCUGAAACGGAUUUUGAAGUACCCGAUAAAAAUCACACAUUAUUGGUUAAUAAUUUACUUAUAGAAAAUAAUAUCACAAAUCAUAAUUAUAUUAAUAUGAUAAUGAACACACCUGAGAAAUUCAGUUAUUUUAUUGAACAAUUAAAGUGUUUAACAUAUGAACAAUGGAAAAUAGUAUACAAUUCAUGGGAAGAAAGUAUUCAAACGAGAGAAAUUAGAAAUUUUCUUGAAAAUGUUAUGUUGGAGGUUCAAACUGAAUCAUCGAUAAUCUUUAUCAUAAAUCAUUUUAUUGUUAACGCAAAAAAUGAAUAUAAACAACUUAAAUGGAUUAACUAUCUUAGUAUAGUAAAGAAACCAACCAUUGAGUUUAUGAAAGAGAUCAAGAGCUUGUUAACAGAUGAUUUAUACAAUCAUACAGUUUAUUAUGUCAGUUCAAGUAUAAAGCGUUUUUGUGAAAAUCAUCCAUCAUGUAUGAAAUCUCAAAUAAUCAAAGAAAUGGUAGACAUUAUUGAAAAUGCAGUUGAUUUAGAAGACAACAUAAAGCUAUUUAAAGAGGAGGAAAAAAUAAUGUUUGAUCAUGUUACAUGUUGA
Messenger RNA from Schistosoma haematobium, 1492 nucleotides. RefSeq lists its product as uncharacterized. Gene Ontology annotation, molecular function: lipid carrier activity. The coding region runs from base 11 to 1492 and encodes 493 amino acids. Gene Ontology annotation, biological process: lipid transport. NCBI's taxonomy places the organism in Eukaryota, Metazoa, Platyhelminthes, Trematoda, Strigeidida, Schistosomatidae. The record is from RefSeq and is a predicted model, not a curated record. The transcript has 9 exons.